AUGGAUAUAUCCGUGCUUCGAUUUUCGUUAGAAUGGAGCGAGAGCUAUGAGCUGGCACGCUACCAGCGAGAGAAUGUUCCUCCAAUGGGCUACUACUCCUACUUUGGCAUCCACCUCGCCGACAUCUAUGAGAACUGCAGAAUUUCACUCCUCACCAUGAUUGGGGGGAGUUCGUUCCAGAAACACAUUGCGCAAAGGUACAUGCUCAUGGUGAAUAUGAUUGGUGUUUCUAUCGCUGUAUUCAUCGAGAUCCUUGAUCUCGGUAUCUCGGGCUUCCAGGCCUACACAUUGUGCCAACAGUGGAAGCAUCCCGUGAAUGAUGCAUGA
This is a messenger RNA of Pyrenophora tritici-repentis Pt-1C-BFP, 327 nucleotides long. RefSeq lists its product as uncharacterized. The record is from RefSeq and is a predicted model, not a curated record. Lineage: Eukaryota; Fungi; Ascomycota; Dothideomycetes; Pleosporales; Pleosporaceae.